Camellia sinensis is the source of this 1833-nucleotide messenger RNA. Its product is annotated as LOB domain-containing protein 22. NCBI's taxonomy places the organism in Eukaryota, Viridiplantae, Streptophyta, Magnoliopsida, Ericales, Theaceae. The record is from RefSeq and is a predicted model, not a curated record.
CCUAAAAAUGAGCAACACCAUCAAUCACAACCCCAACACCAACACCAACACCAACACCAGCACAAAUAUUAACGACACUCCUACAAAUACCAGCACAAGGGUUGGACCAGGAGGCUCCACCACUGGCUCACAAGCUUGCGCCGCGUGCAAGUACCAGCGAAGAAAAUGCGCACCCAAUUGCCCUCUUGCUCCCUACUUCCCUGCACACCUACACAAACAGUUUCUCAACGCUCACAAGCUCUUUGGAGUUGGCAACAUCAUGAAAGUUCUCAAACAUAUUCAACCUUGUGAUCAAGAAACCGCCGUGAAGUCAAUCAUAGCUCACUCCAAUCUACGUGCCAUCGACCCUGUUGGCGGCUGUUAUAGGAGAAUUUGUCAAUUACAAAAACAUAUUGAACAAUAUGAGGCCGAACUCGAGCUUGUUCAUCAACAUCUUAACAUGUGUCGCGCAGCGCAAGAACAAGAAAACCCUAAUGUUGAUUCUUUGAGUGGUUAUGAUGCAACGUGUAAUCAAAUGAUGGGUUCUCAUCGAAGAUCUGAUUGUGAUCGAGGCAUUGAAGACGAUGAGUUGGUGUUUUUUGAUGAAGAUUGUUAUAAUAUGUUAGGGUUUGAUGUGGCGAGACAAUGUGCAAUUAAGGUGGAUGUGGAAGCUUCGUGUUCGUCGAUGGGGGUGAACGGUAAGCAAGUUUUUGUCAAUGAAUCGGAAGCUAUCAAACCACUUCUUGGAAUUUUUGAUGAAAAACAGCCUAUUGUUCCAUUUGAGUCCAAAGAAUCAAUUGAAUACAGGGAGCUGAAAGAAGAAGUCGACUCAUCAGUCCAACUGAAGCAAGAACAUGAUCUAAAGGGUAAUGCUUAUCUAUUUUCACUCACCAAUUCUAAUGAUUGAUUUACUGCUAGAAUAUGAAUUUUUCUUUUUCUUUUUUCUUUUUUUUUUUUAUUUUUUAUUUUUUGUGGGAAAAGAAAACACCGCUUCUCUUGUUUCCCUCUCCUAUUGUAAUGAUUGAAUUAGUGGAAGAAGAUUUUCUCACAGGAAGACCAUACGUCAUUUCUUGAAUUUUAAGAGUUUUUUUUUCCCACUUCCAACAUAGAUUUAUACCAGAAUAAUACUAGAGGUCUCAAAAGUUUUACCGAAAUUUUUACCAAAUGUCUUACAUAGGUGUGAGACUCAUACUAUGUGACUCAUGUGAUUUUCAUAUAGAUCUCACACUUACGUAAGACAUUUGGUAAAAAUUUUAGUAAAAUUUUUGAGAUGUCUAGUAUUUUUGUUUACACAAUAAACAAUGCAGUAGGUGAAAGAAAAUGUUAAAAUCCAUACAUAGCAACCCUCUUUCUCAUAUUACUAUUCAUUUCUUCCUUCUUCUUUUUUUCCUUAUUUUUUUUUUUCUUCUGUAACUUUCUUUGUGAAUUGUUGUUCAGAUUCUAGAAUAGAAAAGAAAAUAACCUAGAUGAUGCAAUUCUUUUUCUACACUACUCAUUUUGUAUUGAACAGGAUGUUUCAUUUUGAAUUUAGCAAUUAGUUUCUUACAAGUUCCUCGUGAUAAAGGAGUGUGGUUGCCUCGCCAAUGUUGUUUCAAGACAAUUUUUUUUCUUUCCCCAUUGUAGUGCAAUCAAAAUUCAAAUUUGCCAGAGAGAUUGUUUACUUUUCUUGUUCUUGUUCUUGUUCUUUUUUUUCUUUUUCCUUUUUUUAAAUGAUGAUUGCUUUAAUUAUCUCAUGAGUGUGCAAGUUGGUCUUCUCUAGCUCAUACGGCAUGAAUUGUUAUGAGUUGAAUGGUGAUCAGAAGUGUUUCGAAAUGUUUUCAUAAACAUAUUUUGUUAGUGCUUGAUUCAGGACAA